Messenger RNA from Quercus lobata, 825 nucleotides. RefSeq names its product probable leucine-rich repeat receptor-like protein kinase At1g35710. Gene Ontology annotation, molecular function: protein binding. The transcript has a single exon. NCBI's taxonomy places the organism in Eukaryota, Viridiplantae, Streptophyta, Magnoliopsida, Fagales, Fagaceae. The record is from RefSeq and is a predicted model, not a curated record. Bases 1 to 825 code for a protein of 274 amino acids.
AUGGAUGCUCUACUCAAUUGGAAAGCUAGUCUUCAAAAUGAGACACAGUCACCCCUGCCUUCAUGGACUCUCCUUCCUAAUAAUGCAACCAAUUCUUUGAGCUAUCAAAAUACAAGCUCAAGCUCAAGCCCAUGCAGUUGGUUCGGUAUUUCUUGCACCCAAGCAGGAAGUGUUACUACAUUAAACUUGACGAACUCUAGCUCGAAAGGUACGCUUCAUGAUUUUCCAUUCUCAUCUCUCCCUAGUCUUGCAUACCUUGAUCUCAGCAUGAACGAGCUAUUUGGUACAAUCCCUCCUGAAAUUAGUCACCUCUCCAAACUCAAAUAUCUUGAUCUAUCCUUCAAUAACUUUUCGGGGGCAAUCCCACCGCAGAUUGGCCUACUGAUCAAUCUUGAGAUCCUGUCCCUAGCUGAAAAUCAAUUAAAUAGCUUGAUUCCUCCAGAAAUAUGCCAGUUAAAGUCUCUCAGUGCCCUUUCUUUGUUCGCCAAAAAUCUCCGUGGCUCCAUUCCUGCUUCUUUAGGUAAUUUGAGCAACCUGAUUUACUUGUAUCUCAAUGAUAAUGUGCUUUUGAAUUACAUUCCAGCAUCUUUGGGCGAUUUAAGCAACUUGGCUUAUUUGGCCCUUUAUAAUAAUCUGCUCUCUGCCUCCGUUCCACCAGAAAUUGGAAACCUUAGCAAUUUACUUGAACUUGAUAUAAGUAACAAUAGUUUAACAGGUCCCAUUCCUUAUAGUGUUGGAAACCUUGAAAUGCUAACAUUGUUGCAAGUGUUUGAAAAUCACCUCAACGGUUCCAUCCCCCCAGAAAUUGGAAAUUUGAAGUUGUAA